This is a messenger RNA of Exophiala aquamarina CBS 119918, 1335 nucleotides long. RefSeq lists its product as uncharacterized. The record is from RefSeq and is a predicted model, not a curated record. The transcript is spliced from 2 exons. Gene Ontology annotation, molecular function: oxidoreductase activity, acting on paired donors, with incorporation or reduction of molecular oxygen; steroid hydroxylase activity; iron ion binding. The coding region runs from base 1 to 1335 and encodes 444 amino acids. Lineage: Eukaryota; Fungi; Ascomycota; Eurotiomycetes; Chaetothyriales; Herpotrichiellaceae.
AUGACUGGGACCAAAUUUCAUAUUUUUGAUUCCCAGCAAACAGCAAGUCUGAUUUUCGGAAAAUCCAGAGAAUUUGUCUUUGAGCCUAUCCUGGCCAGUAUGAUGGAAAACGGGAUGAAUCUUCCAAUGGAGGAUAGGCCAAAGUUUCAGGUUCCUCUGGGUCCACAGGACAGGGAGUCAUCGAAUGAGCACCUAUCAAAGAGUUUUGUGUCAGUUAACCACUCAAUCUGGCUGAAGUAUCUCACUGGAGACCCACUUGACAAUAUCAUGGAGAAAUAUGUGGAACACUUUGAAGAAGAGCUGAAUUGUCUACCUAUAAUCAGUGGAUCAGAAUGGACUACCUUGGAUCUGCAUGAGUUGAUGAGAAAAGUAAUAUUUGAGGCAUCAGUGAAGACUUUCUUUGGGCUCCGCCUCUCAACAUACUGGUCGGAUAUGUGGGAAGACUGGAAGAAGUUCAAUGAUGCCACAUACGCAGGAGUCAGGUCGAACAUGGCCUAUUAUUUCCAGAGCGGCGCAUAUGCGGCAAGAAAACGAAUGUUGGAGGCUUUUGAGAAAUGGCUCGAGCAGCAAGAUGGAUCAUGGAGUCCGACAAACAAUAUCUGGGAUAGCAGUUGGGGGUUGAAGAUGAAUUGGGAGCGAGAUGUGUUGGCAAGAAGGUACAAGUUUUCGCAACGAGGAAGGGCGUGUCUGCAAGCAAGUUUUCUCUUUGUGAUUGUAACUAAUUCGGCCCCGAUGGCGACCUGGUUCCUCAAGAAUGUUCUUGAUUCUCCGAGUCGGCUCCAGAGAUUUCGCAGUGAGACACGAAGUAUGCUAUCAGUAGCUGGAACGUCCCCAAAUAUCAGCUUGAAGGUCGAUUUUCCUGCUCUUCGAUCAAGCCAGUUCAUUCAAGGACUUUGGAAAGAGUCGUUGCGCUUAGGCUCAGCGAGUGCGGCCGCCCGCGUGGUUCGAAAAAACACGACGCUCGAGGGAUACAGAAUCAAACAAGGAUCUGUGGUGCUCUUACCUGUUCAAUUGAUGCAUUCGAACCCAGAGGCAUUUCUGGAACCUCAAUUAUUUGAUCCCGACAGAUGGGUGUUCGACCAGGAUGAUAAGCUACAGUUGGAGGUCCACAAGAGGCGAAAUUUGAACUUACGAAGCUUCGGUGGUGGUGCGGGAUUGUGCUCGGGUCGCUUCGUUGCUGAGCAAGAGAUCUUGAGUAUCGGUGCAGCAAUGUUGCUGCUGUUCGACAUUGACAUCGAAACUCCCGCAGGAUUCCAGCUGAAUCCACGUAGUAUUGGGAUUAUGGGUCCGAUGAAAGCGGUGAGAGCACGAAUCAGACGCCGAAAGCAGGAAUAA